GUGACUCACACUGAGGCGCUCGUUUUGUUUAAAUUUUCGUAAAUAACCGAGGAUUUCUCUGUGCAAUACGAUUGGCUUUUCAUUUUUUGUAUUCUGGAAGAUUUAUUCUUGACAAAAAAUGCGGUUCUUCAUUGUAGAUCAUCGCCAUUUUCUGCCCAAAGAUUGCCGCCUCAUCACCAUUUGUCAAGUUCUUAAGGAAACUGCCAUCUUGGGUCGAGCAAGUUCAUGGGCGCAUUUUGGUAUCUCCACUGUAGGAGAAAAUAUGUACACAGAUGUUUUGUUCUUGCAAGACAUGAAGCACAUGUCUCUUUUUGUAUUCAACAAAGCUUUUGAUGAUCUUUCCAAAAUCAUUUGCAACAAUAAUGCUGUGUUUGGAGCAAAUUUGGCGGAAAAGAAGCAAAAGUUACUGAGCAACAUUACUUUUGCUCUGCAAAGUGCUAUGGAACAGUUUAAAGAGGUGAAAGGAACAAAACAAAAAAAAUUAUUGGUGACCAUAAUAACUGUAAAAUGGGGAGGAAAUGUCGAACGUGAAGUUGCGGAUUUUUUUUGUUCGAACGAAGAUGCGACAAGCAACCAGAUUCAGAUCAUAGAGAUUACCAGCGACAACUCAUUGAAAGAUGUUAUGUUUAAGGAUAAAAUUCGGAUUUUUUCGCUACCAACUAAAGGUCUUGAUAUUAGCUUUCAAGCAAUUUGUAAAGCUAAAACGAGAUCUUCUAAUCUAACGAUAAGUUUUCCAAAUAGCGAUCUCAGUAUCAUCGCAAAAGUUGACUUGUUGAUUGAUUUUCGUAGUUCCCGAAGAGAGCAGACACAGAUACCCCAGAAUUUAACCAUCAUUUCAUAUGCUUACUUACUGGAUAUGUGGCAAAUUCGCACACAGGGUCAAUGUCUUCUGCUGUCUUGUAGUGAUGUAGACACUCCAAACUAUCAUCGAUGGGAAGCUCUAAGCAAAUUAGCACAAAACAACGGAACUAUUUUGAUGGCAACAGAACACAACACAUUGUCCAACUACGUUCUUAUUCCUUGCAGCAAUCGCCGGAUUUUAAUGCAACCGAUGGCUUGUAGCGAAUUGCUGUUGCCAACCACCAAUUCGAAGACGUCGGAGCUAAUCUCGAAGGACUUUGAAGCUGUAACACAAAAUUGCGAAUUGAUUGAUAGAUAUGGCUUUGGCCCUAAAUCAAACUUAAUCAGUCACCUGAUGAACGAAUGGAAAAGGCAAAUGCCCUACCACUCUGCUGAUUCGACAAACCCUAAACAAAGGAAACAGAAAGCACCCACCAAGAAACCCUUAAAUCAACCACAACUUAAGAAAAUUGCUUCUCUUGCUCAUCCAGCUCUUGGAAUGUAUCAAAAAUAAUAAAA
This is a messenger RNA of Daphnia carinata, 1359 nucleotides long. RefSeq lists its product as uncharacterized. NCBI's taxonomy places the organism in Eukaryota, Metazoa, Arthropoda, Branchiopoda, Diplostraca, Daphniidae. The transcript has 10 exons. The record is from RefSeq and is a predicted model, not a curated record. Bases 119 to 1354 code for a protein of 411 amino acids.